CCACCCUCAACUUCCAACGAGAUUCCUUGAAUCUCUCCCCUUCGUCUUCCUAAACCCACGCAACCCCCCCCCCCCUCACCCCCACCACCCUACUCCACCCACCUACGCACCCCUAUGGCUUGUUCCGUCGACCAACUCGCUCCGUUCCUCGGUCCCAAUACCACCGAUGCCGUCGGCGCCGCCACAUACAUCUGCAACCAAUUUUCCGGUGUAUCGGAUAAAUUUGUCGAUACCGGCUAUGCAAUCGACACCACAUAUCUCCUCUUCUCCGCUUAUCUCGUUUUCUCCAUGCAGCUUGGUUUCGCUAUGCUUUGCGCGGGCUCUGUCCGCGCAAAGAAUACAAUGAAUAUCAUGCUUACGAAUGUCCUUGAUGCUGCCGCCGGUGGACUUUUCUACUAUCUAUUCGGAUUCGCUUUCGCUUGGGGUGGUCCGUCUAAUGGAUUCAUCGGCCGUCAUUUCUUCGGUCUUAAAGAGAUCCCGUCUAAUUUGUUCGAUUACAGUAAUUUCCUCUAUCAAUGGGCUUUUGCGAUCGCCGCCGCCGGUAUCACCAGCGGUUCAAUCGCCGAGAGGACGCAAUUUGUGGCUUACUUGAUUUAUUCCUCUUUUUUAACGGGCUUUGUUUACCCGGUUGUUUCUCAUUGGUUUUGGUCCCCAGAUGGGUGGGCCAGCCCGGGUAAUUCGAAUCUCUUAUUCGGAUCCGGUGUCAUCGAUUUUGCCGGGUCGGGUGUGGUUCAUAUGGUAGGUGGAAUUGCUGGAUUUUAUGGAGCUUUAAUUGAAGGUCCGAGAAUCGGGCGGUUCGAUCAAACAGGUCGAUCCGUUGCGCUCCGUGGACAUAGCGCUUCGCUUGUGGUUCUUGGUACCUUUUUGUUGUGGUUCGGAUGGUACGGGUUUAACCCGGGUUCAUUUAAUAAGAUCCUAAUUACUUACGAUGGAGGGUAUUAUGGUCAAUGGAGCGCUGUGGGACGCACCGCAGUGACCACUACCUUAGCCGGUUGCACUGCAGCACUAACCACUCUUUUCGGUAAGAGGAUCCUUUCGGGUCAUUGGAACGUGACGGAUGUAUGUAACGGUUUAUUAGGCGGAUUUGCAGCAAUCACGGCUGGAUGCUCUGUUGUUGAGCCAUGGGCCGCGAUUAUCUGUGGAUUCGUCGCUGCUUUAGUUUUAAUCGGUUGUAACAAGUUAGCGGAGAUAUUUAAAUACGACGAUCCACUUGAAGCAGCACAACUUCAUGGUGGUUGUGGUGCAUGGGGAAUAAUUUUCACUGCCUUAUUUGCUAAAGGGGAGUUUGUGGAUCAAGUAUACCCGGGAAAACCGGGUCGGCCUCACGGGUUAUUCAUGGGUGGUGGUGGAAAACUACUCGGGGCACAUAUAAUCCAGAUUCUUGUUAUAAUCGGGUGGGUCAGUGCUACAAUGGGUCCACUUUUCUUUAUCCUUCAUAAGUUCAAGCUUCUUCGGAUCUCGUCGGAGGACGAAAUGGCGGGUAUGGAUCUGACCCGACAUGGUGGAUUUGCUUAUUAUCAUGAAGAAGAUCCCAAACCAGGAAUGCAAAUGAGGAGAAUUGAACCAAAAAGCCCAAAUUAAAAACAAGAAAAAAGAAAUUAUCUUUUAAUUUAUUCUAUUUCCCUAUAUGUCCCUUUGAAUGAUCUAUUUAGAAGUAUUUUCUUUUUAGAAAAUUAAUUAAGGUCUUUGUGAAAAGAGAAAAAGUUGGAUUUUUUAGGGGUAAAUGGGUGGUUGUAUUUGAAGAUAAUGUGAACAUGGACUCUUUUUAUUAUUAUUUCUAGUUUUCUACCUUUGACUAUAAAUAUGCACUCAUCUUUGUACGUAACUUUUACCAUUAUUGUGGAACCGUCAAGCUUGACUUGUCUUUA
Messenger RNA from Solanum dulcamara, 1868 nucleotides. RefSeq names its product ammonium transporter 1 member 1. Lineage: Eukaryota; Viridiplantae; Streptophyta; Magnoliopsida; Solanales; Solanaceae. The transcript has a single exon. Gene Ontology annotation, biological process: ammonium transmembrane transport; ammonium homeostasis. Gene Ontology annotation, molecular function: ammonium channel activity. Bases 115 to 1581 code for a protein of 488 amino acids. The record is from RefSeq and is a predicted model, not a curated record. Gene Ontology annotation, cellular component: membrane.